AUGACCGAGAGGAUAAUUAAACGAGGAGAUAUUUACAGAGUUGUCUUAGAUCCAACGUUAGGAAAAGAAAUCAGGAAAACUCGUCGUUGUGUGAUUAUUUCUAAUAAUCAGCAAAAUCAAUAUAGUAAAGAUCGAAAAAUUCUGACUGAUCAAAUUCGAAGUGUGGAUCGAAAAAGAUUAAGAGAAUAUAAAGGUCAAGUUGGUUAUGAAACAUUAGUUAAAAUUGAAAAAGCUCUGAGUGUGGUUUUGGCUUUAAGAAAAGAAUUACCAGGUUUUUCUGAUUUAAGUCAAAUUCCUACUAAAUUAUUAAAAGAAGAAUUAGCCAUGAGAAAAAAAAGAUUUUAG
Messenger RNA from Entrophospora candida, 345 nucleotides. The record is from the annotation of a GenBank genome assembly. Lineage: Eukaryota; Fungi; Glomeromycota; Glomeromycetes; Entrophosporales; Entrophosporaceae.